AUGAAACACCAACCAGCGAAAGCGAGAAUUAGUCUGACUCUGGUGAAACCUGAUGAGAUUGUGGCAACGGCCAAUAACGAAGAAAAAGGGAAUGUUUAUAGAAUAAACGGAGCAAGAAGGAGAAACGUCCACCCUACAUCGACAGAGAGGAACUGCGGACCAGACAAACAAACUGAAGAUAAGGCACGGAGUGUAAAGACAGGAUUCGCUCCGCAUUCUCCGGAGGAAGGGACACUGCUGAGAAAGAGGGGAGGAGAAUACUUCAAGGGAUCCGGAAUGACAACACGAGUCAAAACAACUUCGGAGUAUCAAAGAGGAGCGUUGAAGAAAAUGGAUAAAGAAAAUGGUGUAGAAGGGGCGGAAAAGGAUGGUUGGGUGAAAGGUGUCGCAGUUUCCCCGGACAGCGCCAUUGUCUCAUUGUUAAUGUUUCGGUCGAUUCUCGCCCCCAUCCUCAACGGCGAAAACUUUCUUCAGAUUCGUCUCGGCAAGUUUUGUGUUUUUCCUUCUUUGUUGAGGCUGAUCAUCUCCCCAAAACGGGUCCCUAUUCGUCACGCUCGUCAUCCAGGAGGACAUAAUGAACUCAGGAGAAAGUAA
Molecule: messenger RNA, 594 nt
Organism: Nezara viridula (southern green stink bug)
Lineage: Eukaryota; Metazoa; Arthropoda; Insecta; Hemiptera; Pentatomidae
Source: the annotation of a GenBank genome assembly